GAUUAGGAAAAUAUUUUCUUUACGCGGGAGGUCAAAGGUUAUAAACAAAAUGGCGGAACUCUGAGGAGCUGCAAACACUAUGUUGUGAGCAACCGGGUGCAGAGGAUAUACUCAGAUGUUUGGGGACUUGGCACAUGGAGCAGGGGAUGAAUGGUCCUGUGUCUUAAUACCGCAACAAUACUAACUGCUGCUCAGGGGACUCGGUUUUAAGAAUACGUACAGGAGGGUUGUGGGGAAAACGGUACCGCUGUCUCUGCAGGAUCAAACCGAAAGGAGACCGCUCUAAACAAAGAGGGUCGAGCUAGAAAAGCAGCCCAAUACGGCUAUGAAGAGAGCCGCAACACGGAGCAGACCCACGGCUCAUUGACCCCCUGUGAGGGCUCCAUCUCCAGCAAGGAUGAACAGGAAGAAGGAUAAGGGAUUUGAGAGCCCACGCCCUUUUAAAUUGACCCACCAGGCGGUGUGCAUCAACAACAUCAACUUCCAGAGGAAAUCUGUCAUCGGCUAUGUUGAACUGACCAUUUUCCCCACAGUGGUCAACCUGAACAGGAUCAAGCUUAACAGUAAACAGUGCCGAAUCUACAGAGUCAGAGUCAAUGAACUUGAAGCCCCCUUCAUUUACAAUGACCCCACACUGGAGGUGUGCCACAGCGAGUCCAAGCAGAGGAACCUGAACUAUUUCUCCAGUGCCUACACAGCAGCAGUGAGUGCUGUGGACCCUGAUGCUGGAAAUGGGGAAUUGGUCAUCAAAGUUCCCUCGGAACUCUGGAAACAAGUAGAUGAUUGUUUCUAUUCUUUUCACUGGCUGAAAUGGAAGUUUGAGACCAUGGCUGAUAUGCUGUCCUACUGGUUUUAUGUGUCUCCAGAGAUGAAAGUGUUGAAGGUCUAUAUAGAAUUUUCUCUGGACCAGCCCAAAGGAGGUCUUCACUUUGUGGUCCCAGAUGUGGAGGGCAGCAUGGCAGAGAGAGGAGCACAUGUUUUCUCCUUUGGAUACCAGAACUCUACCAGAUUCUGGUUCCCCUGUGUUGAUUCCUACUCAGAGCUGUGUACCUGGAAGCUGGAGUUCACUGUGGAUGCAUCCAUGGUGGCGGUGUCCUGUGGGGACCUGGUGGAGACCAUCUACACCCAUGACAUGAGGAAGAAGACCUUUCACUAUGUCCUUCCCAUCCCUACAGCCGCUCCUAACAUCUCCCUGGCUGUGGGCCCCUUUGAGAUCCUUGUAGACCCCUACAUGCACGAGGUGACCCAUUUCUGCCUGCCGCAGCUGCUCCCUCUGCUCAAACACUCCAUGUCUUACCUGCAUGAGAUUUUUGAGUUCUACGAGGAGAUCCUGACCUGCCGCUAUCCUUACGCCUGCUUCAAGACUGUGUUUGUGGACGAAGCCUACGUUCAAAUCUCCUCCUACGCCUCUAUGAGCAUCUUCAGCACCAACCUGCUCCACAGCCCAAUGAUCAUAGACCAGACCCCGGACACCCGCCGCUGCCUGGCUCAGGCUUUGGCUCAGCAGUUCUUUGGCUGUUUCAUCUCCAGAAUGUCAUGGGCUGAUGAGUGGGUGCUGAAGGGGAUCUCUGGCUACAUCUAUGGGCUCUACCUGAAGAAGACAUUCGGAGUCAAUGAGUACCGGCACUGGAUCAAAGAGGAGCUGGACAAGAUUGUGGAGUAUGAACUAAAGAUGGGAGGUGUCCUGUUGCACCCCACUUUCGGUGGAGGCAAAGAAAAAGACAAUCCAACCCCUCACCUUCACUUCUCCAUUAAGCACCCCCACACCCUGUCCUGGGAAUACUACAAGAUGUUCCAGUGUAAAGCCCACCUGGUGAUGAGGCUGAUAGAAAAUCGGAUCAGCAUGGAGUUCAUGUUGCAGGUUUUCAACAAGCUCCUUAGCCUGGCCAGCACAGCCUCGUCUCAGAAGUAUCAGAGCCACAUGUGGAGUCAGAUGCUUCUCUCCACUCACGCCUUCCUCAAAUCCAUCUCCAAUGUCUCAGGCAAAGACAUUGGCCCCCUCAUCAAACAAUGGGUGUUUUCUGCCUUAACCUUUGAUAUAUCCAGAGACCAAAGUGGUGUGGUGAAAUUCUAUGGCAGUUUUGCCUUCAACAGGAAGAGGAAUGUGCUGGAACUGGAGAUCCGUCAGGACUACACAUCAUCUGGAACUCAGAAAUAUGUGGCCCCGGACUUUUCUGCUGUGAGGUCGCUGUAUUUAUUAUCUGUGCUGUCCAGAACCAUUGCAUUCAUUGUGACCAGAACCAGGGCUAUGUUCUCCUCCAGUCACGUGAACAUGUCCCUGCAGGGUCCCAUCAAGGUGACCGUACAGGAACUGGAUGGGUCCUUCAACCACACUCUGCAGAUAGAGGAGAACAGCCUCAAACACGACAUUCCCUGCCACUCCAAGAGCAGAAGUGCUGACUCGCCUCUCCUGUGGAUCCGCAUUGACCCGGACAUGUCCAUCCUGAGGAAGGUGGAGUUUGAACAGGCAGACUUUAUGUGGCAGUACCAGCUGCGAUAUGAAAGGGACGUGGUUGCUCAGGAGGAGGCCAUCUCAGCACUUAUAAAAUUCCCCACGCCUGCCUCCAGGUUGGCUUUGACUGAUAUUCUAGAGCAAGAACAGUGUUUCUACAAGGUGCGCAUGCAGGCCUGUUUCUGCUUGGCUAAGAUCGCUAAUGCCAUGGUGAGCACAUGGCAGGGUCCCCCAGCCAUGAAGUCCCUGUUCACCAGAAUGUUCUGCUGUAAGAGCUGCCCCAACAUCAUCAAGACCAAUAACUUCAUCAACUUCCAGAGCUACUUCCUGCAGAAGACAAUGCCAGUCGCCAUGGCUCUUCUCAGAGAUGUGCAGAACCUCUGUCCCAAAGAUGUCCUCAACUUCAUUCUUGACCUCAUCAAGUAUAAUGACAACCGGAAAAAUAAAUUUUCAGAUAACUACUACCGUGCUGACCUCAUCGAAGCACUGACCAACUCUCUGACUCCAGCCAUCAGCAUCAACAACGAGGUGCGCACAGUGGACAACUUAAAUGCUGAUGUCCGCCUCAUCUUGGAGGAGAUCACACGCUUCCUAAACAUGGAGAAGCUGCUGCCCAGCUUCAGGAACACCAUCACCGUUAGCUGUCUGAAGGCUAUUCGCCAGCUACAGAAGAACGGCCACAUCCCCAGUGACCCCUCGCUCUUCAAGUCCUACGCUGAGUAUGGACACUUCGUGGAUGUCCGUAUCGCUGCGCUGGAAGCCCUGGUGGACUACACCAGAGUUGAGAGGAACUCUGUAGAGCUGCAGUGGCUGCUCACCAUGGUUCAGAAUGACCCGGUUCACCAUGUCAGGCAUAAGAUCCUGGGUAUGCUCUGUAAGAACCCCCCCUUCACCAAGACCGCCGACUCGGCUCUGUGUAACGAAGCUCUGGUGGACCAGCUCUGGAAGCUUAUGAACUCAGGCACCUCCCACGACUGGCGGCUGCGCUGCGACGCGGUCAACCUCUACUACACGUUGUUCGGUCUGACUCGGCCCUCGUGCCUGCCUCUGCCAGAGCUGGGUCUGGUUCUCAACCUGAAGGAGAAGAAAGCUGUGCUCAACCCCACCAUCAAGCCUGAGCUGGGGCCCGGUGCCGUCAUGGACUCCCCUGCCAGCAUAGGCAUCCACGGGGUGGGGAUGAGCUACACACCGAUGGAUGAGGAGCCAGAUCCUGUUUCUCUGGGUGUGUGUGGGGUUGGUCAGCCUCCUCAGGGACUGAAGAGGAAGACGGAGACCCCGCUGGGCUCCCCCCCAGAGCCAGGGCAGGUGCUGCAGCAGCAGGAGGACGAUGCACGGGGGGGGCGCUACAAGAUCAGGUUCAACACCAUGGAAGAGGAAGAUAUAGAUAUGGAGACCGUUCAUGACAGUCAGGCCUUCAUCCAUCACCAUCUCAACCUGUUAGACAGACCCUCUACACCAGGGAAAGAGCCCCCGUUAGUUGAGCAGUCCUUGCUCUCCCUGCCUGCCACGCCUUUGCCCUCCUUCUCCAAAGAGACCACCUCCUCGUCCUCCAAGCACGGGGGCGACCACGCCCACCACCACCACCACCACCACCACGAGCACAAGAAGAAGAAGAAGAAGCACAAGCACAAACACAAGCAUAAACACAAACACGACAGCAAGGAGAAGGAGCGGGAGCGGGACAACUCCCACGUCUACAGCAACAGCCCGGCCAGCGGCCGCUCCCUGCGCUCGCCGAGGCUGGACACCUGCGGGAGGCUGGACACCUGCGGGAGGCCGGACACCUGCGGGAGGCUGGACACCUGCGGGAGGCUGGACACCUGCCCGUCUGAGCGCUGA
Molecule: messenger RNA, 4291 nt
Organism: Menidia menidia (Atlantic silverside)
Lineage: Eukaryota; Metazoa; Chordata; Actinopteri; Atheriniformes; Atherinopsidae
Source: the annotation of a GenBank genome assembly